CAACGCCACAGAUAUCAGGCGAUUCAGCUGUUUGUUGCCUGAGUUUGAUCAAUGGAUGAAAAGAAAUGGGAAAAUCUUCCCGAUCACAUAAUAGUGGGGAUCUUGUCUUUUCUGGGACUUUCUGACAGGUUAACAGCUUCGCUCGCGUGUAAACAGUGGCGUGAAUGUUUCGGUUCUCCGGUGUUAUGGCAUACAUUCCAUUUCAAAUUCGUCGAUUCAAAAGAGUUCAAGUACGCACAAUGCCUGGAGAACCACGGUCAUUAUCUAAGAACCGUAGAGAUUCAUUGUAAUCAAGAAGAUAAAAUCAACAGAGAAAGUGCUUGCACGCUUAUCCUUAUGUUAAGCGGUAUAAAAGAGCGAAGGCUUGAAAGGUUUACUGUCAAGUUUCUCGGAGAGAAUCCUUUGUUCUACGCAGGACAGGAAUUUAUCGAGUGUUUACGAGUUCUGUUCGACAAACCCAACGAGGAUGUUGAAGUGCUCUCGACGUUGAAGUUAGUGGAUCUAAGCAAACUUCCGAUCGCCUAUGGCGACAAUUUAAUUAACUGCUUGGUGGAAAAUAAUCGCGACUUAGAGUCACUGAAUAUUCAAAACGCGGCCCUUGUUUGCAAAGUCACUUCCGGUUGCAUAGAAAAUGUGCUUGACAUGUGCCGGAAGAUGAAGUCCCUCGCGCUUCAUCAUACUAGCGUGACAGAGGAGAUAUUGUUGUCUCUCGCUGAAGAGAACCGGACUCCCCUCAAUCACCUCUCUAUCGACUGUAGACGAGAGGAAAAAUUUGGAAAAGACAUAACAUCGGAAACGUGGGAAGUCGUUAGGAGGAAGAUUCCUAACUUGCGUGUCACGCUAGCUUUCGACACUUCCUGUCCGAUGUACAAGGUUGAUAUGAUUUUGAAGCCCGAAGUUCCGGUGAAAAACCUUCGCCUGGAAGUCAUGUCCCAAGUCAUUGACCAAGUUUAUUUUGCUGCCAUGAACUACAGUGAAACUUUGGAAAUGUUGUCGAUUAGUACGACAAGUAGCGAGGAACUCGAAAAGGCGUUGUUGUAUCUUGUCACGAGGUGUGAUAGACUAAGAGAGCUAUUUGUGUUCCAGUGUUACAUUUCGCACGACACGAAACAAAAGAUUCUGGAACUUCGUCCUCAAUUGCAAAAAUGCUAUAUCAAGACUAAGCAGCUGCCAACGAAUUGAACGGAAGAGUGAGUUCCGACCGAACUGGAGUUAGUGCUCUUUUCCUUAACGAAUGCUCGAAAUCAUGAUAUUUUCUGAGUCUGAAUAUUAUCGAACUUUUCCAUUGGUUAUCAGUCCGGAUUUGACCCUUUCACCGCCAAGAUCUCGUUAUAAGUUCUUUCUAUUCUCUAAUGUAUAUUUUGUAUAACCCUAGGCGCAAAGAAUUGGAAUUCAAUUUAAACAAUGUUCACAUGAUGAUGUUUUCCGGCAUGGUCUGGGAAGGCAAAAGGGUCCCAGAAUCCAGCAGUACACGCCCAGUCAUUAAGAGGAUGUGUCGCCCACUUCGACCCAGGGGGAAAAAAUUGGUUUGGAAUAAGGCUCAUUGUACAGAAUCUCUUUUCAGUACUAAGGUAAUGGUGAAAUAUUAGUAUUUCUCCCGUUUCUGAGCUCUGUUUAUCAUGGUGCUUUUUACCAUGGUGCUUUGCUGAGUGACCAUCCAAGAUAAGAGUGCCAAUAUAAGGAUCUUGUUUCCAUGUUUGGCAUGGAAAAAAUUUCUCUUAGAAGGAAAACGUUUUUUCUUGGUGUGCCAUGGGUCAAAAUGUGUAGCCUGUCUGUAGAAUCACUCCAAAUUUAAUUAAAAGGCUAAAUUUGAGGUCCAAACAAUAGCUUCUUACUUAGUCCUCAGUUUCAUGUUGAAAAUUAAAACCGCUUUGUUUUUUGUCAAUGUUGAGCUUAAAAUAAUCUCACUUGUUAAAUGCAUUCAUUCAUGAGGUACACCCAAGGCUGAAAGGUAAAGUUUCUAUCACCUCAUGACCCUGUAUUAUCUUCUUUACCCUGUCAUCAUCAGUUUAAAAAAAACAGCUUCAUUUCUUUUUCAUUUUGCUUACCAUUGUCAAAGGCCUCCUGCAAUUUCUAGUGAAUAUUUCCCUCUGAUAAUUUGUACUCAGCCACAUAAUGGGGUUGACUUUGAGUGGACACAUUUUUCCCCAAAAUAACAAAGUGCAGGCAACUCACUAACAAUAAAACUCAUUUAGAACAAUUUUAUUGACACAGUUUCACUCUCAUCACUAUCAUUUUCUUAUCACACAUGGAAAAACAAAAGGUAGAGUUGUUGAGACAUAUCAAGUUUUAAGACUAUCUACAGCUGGAUGAAUUGCCACCAUUUUAAAUCAAAGAGAUGUCAACUGGAAAUGAGCCAUAUGUCAUAUAUUAACACUAUUGCAGUGAAUUAGAAUAAACUUAUCUGAAAUGUGGUAUUUUGCCAACCAUCAUCAUAAAUAACCAAUCUUAGAGACACUCAAUGUAUUUUAUUUACAA
This is a messenger RNA of Pocillopora verrucosa, 2478 nucleotides long. RefSeq names its product F-box/LRR-repeat protein 8-like. Gene Ontology annotation, molecular function: protein binding. The record is from RefSeq and is a predicted model, not a curated record. Gene Ontology annotation, biological process: positive regulation of protein ubiquitination. NCBI's taxonomy places the organism in Eukaryota, Metazoa, Cnidaria, Anthozoa, Scleractinia, Pocilloporidae.